UCAAGCGGCAAAAGAACAUGAACCUUCCGUCGUCAACCUCUAGAGAGCUAAAGCAAUUGCAAAGAAAGUUCUUCCGUUGACAUAAAUAUACCUUAUCCUCUCACACUCAUUAAAACGUAGAAAACACUCCGCACAUGAAUCUGUCACAUAUGACAUCGCACCGACUACAAUUAUGUUGCAUGUCACCAAAAAAAAAAAAAAAAACAACAACAACAACAAUGACAAUAGUGUAAAGAAAAGGAGAAAAAAUAAUCCCUCAAUUUUAGCUCGAGUAUAUACUAAGGCAAAAUAAAAUUUAUAAUGACCACAUAAAUCACUCCCUGGAACAACAACUUGGCAUUAUUGGCCCUUAGAAUAUAAAUCAUGUUCGUUAAAGUUAUAAUCCCACAAACAUCUUUUCCCAACUCAAAUUCAUGCGCAAUCUACAAAGGAAAUUGCGAAGAAGGUUCUUCCACAGACUGAUACAAAAAUACGUUUUUAAGGACAAUCUCUCAACCCACACGGUUGUCUUACUUACCAUCAGAUGAAUGCAUUUCCAGUUGUUUCGCAGUAGGCUUUUUCUGCUAUGAUUUCAUUCUUUUUUUCUCUUUCUUGUUUUUUGGCCUUUCGUCCGAACAUAGUAAGAUUUGCCUGAAUCUAUGAGACAGAGGCAAGACUUUCCGUUUCGUUGGAUAGCAUAAAUAUUAUGUAUAUGCUUACAUCGUAGGACAUCUAAUCUUAGAGCUACUGUCGUCCGGUGCAGACGGUAGAGAGGAGGGAUAUAUGAAAAAUGGACCGCGAAUUGUUCGAGGCAGCAACAUCAGGAGAUGUAAGGUUUGUACGAGAGGCAAGCGGAGCUCUUGACCGGGCGGUGACCGUCGACGGGAAUUCAGUGCUCCACAUCGCAGCAAAGCUCGGGCACAUGGAGCUUGCCGAAGCUCUAUGCCUCAAGCAGCCCUCCCUCAUGAAGUCGUCCAACUCGAAAGGCGACACCCCGCUGCACUGUGCGGCAGCAGCUGGCCAUGCAGCGAUUGUGGACUUCUUCGUCGUCCACAGGGCUUUUUUGUUUGAGAAUCCCGUCGUCUUUUCUGAAGUGUAUGGAGUACCGUGGAUGACGAAUGAUGCCGGAAACACUGCCCUCCAUGAGGCAACACGGAAUGGGCAUCGGGCGGUCGUUGAGCUACUGAUGUCGGUCGCUCCGGAUUUGGCAGACGUGGAGAACGCCACCGGGGUGUCCGCGCUCUACAUGGCAGCCGAGAGGGGAUCGGUGGAGAUUGCGAAGGAAUUGCUCAAGUCUCCGAGUGCCUCGGACGAAGGACCUCGCGGCCAGACAGCUCUGCAUGCAGCCGUACUCAGGAGCUACGAUAUAACAGAAAUGAUACUAGCCAAAAAGCCAAACUCCGUGAGACAUCAAGAUGCCACCAAGAGCACUCCUCUCCAUUUUGCAGCAGCCAAUGGUGAUAUUACGAUGGUACAGCUGCUACUUCAAUCUGACUCCAAAGCUGCUUAUAUCCGGGAUGAAGAUGGGCUUUCGACCAUACAUGUUGCAGCAAAUGCAGGACACUUGAAAAUAAUUGAGCAAGUAUUGGAGUACUGUCCUGACUCAAUGGGACUGCAGAACAACACCGGCAGGAACUUCUUUCAUGUGGCAGUGGAGAAAAAGAAUUUAGAGGUGGUGAAGUAUGUGCUGAGAUCCCCAUGGCUCACGGAACUUGUGAAUGCACAAGACGAUGAAGGAAACACGCCCUUGCAUUUAGCGGUCAUCUCCCGGAACAAAAAGAUGGUCCAAGUCUUAUUGUCCUGCGCAAGUGUAAACGCUAGUGUCAUGAACAACUCGGGACGUACUCCCGUCGACCUCGCCUCCUCAAAAGUUAGAAUUGGAAUCGGCCUUCGAAUGUACAAUAUCAUGAUCGAUUUGAUAUCACAUGGAUCUCGGUUCAGCCCACAACGUAUCGAUCACAUAAUAUGUAAUUUGGAGAGGAAACAAGAUGAAGAAAUCAAUCGGUACAGGGCGUUGGCCAACAACCUUGCCAUCAUCGCGGUGCUCAUCGCCACAGUUACAUUUGCAGCCGCCUUUACCUUGCCGGGAGGAUACAAGAACAAUCCUGGACCCGAUGCGGGAACGGCCAACCUCUCUGGCACAGCUGCUUUCAAUGCAUUUUUGAUCUCGGAUACCUUAGCGAUGGCCAGCUCUAUCAGCGUUGCGAUCAUACUCAUUUACUCUGGUUCUUUGGAUCAUGAUGUCCGCUUACGCUCUCUUAUGACUGCCAUGAAGCUGUUGUGGGUUGCAGCUGGUGGCAUGAGUGUAGCAUUUGCCACCGGUAUAUAUGUUGCGGUUGCUCCUGCCUGCGAGUGGCUUGCGGUUCUCGUGGGCGUCGUAGCCUGCAGUCUCCCCUUUGUUGCCUUUGCUGUUACUUACUGGCCUUCUGCCGACUACUUAAGCAGGGUAACGGUUGGACUGAUUCCCUUGUUAGAUCAAAUAGGAGACAGCCGUACUUGUUCGACUUUUCUCGGUCAACUUGGACGACGUCAGAUGGGCAGUGGAAAGCGUUGGAACUUACCGAUGAGUCAUAUGAAAGCCGCCAGAUACAGGAGACCCGAUGAUAUGAGCUUUGAAACACCUGCUUCUUCUCAGUACUGAAGGACUAGCUUUCAACGUAAAAAAUAUCCAAAAUAUGUACAGAAAAGAAAAAUAUAAUGUUGUCUUCGUUCACUUUGGUAUUUAAUUAUUUAUCGCGCUGUCCGUUGUGCAUAUCAUCAACUGUCGCAUCCAUUUUUGGAGGAGUUGUCUGCUCUAUUUAUAUUUGGUGCAAUAAAAUUUGGAAGUUUCUAUUUAUCAAGAAUUAAA
Molecule: messenger RNA, 2827 nt
Organism: Musa acuminata AAA Group (dessert banana)
Lineage: Eukaryota; Viridiplantae; Streptophyta; Magnoliopsida; Zingiberales; Musaceae
Product: ankyrin repeat-containing protein At2g01680-like
Exons: 3
Coding region: 770-2620 (616 amino acids)
Cellular component (GO): plasma membrane
Molecular function (GO): protein binding
Source: RefSeq, a predicted model, not a curated record